AUGUGGAGAAGUUUUUUCAACAAAGAGCUGUGCUGGCCACAAGAAACCUGCUAUAUAGGCGAGUGGCAAAGCGGAAUGCGGCAUGGAAAAGGUUUAUUGAAAUUGGGAUCCCCAGGAGGAGCGAAAUUUUCUGGUGAAUGGAAGGAAGACGCGAAGCACGGAUACGGAUUGAUAAUAGGCAACAAUGGUGCUUUUACCGAAGCCGAUCCUUUGUUUCUGGAAAACGCGAUUGUUCCGCUAGAGUCCAGCAACGAGUCCUCGGCAAGGAAACUUGACAACGAUCGAGCGACAAUAGACACUAUUUCCCCAUCCGAGUACGACGGUGUAUACUUUGAACCCGAGCCAAGGAGAAUGCCCGAUCCACGUGCAACGACGGUUUUGAAAGCGGAACAAUGUCCACUACUGUGGUUUCAUGUUUAUCGCUUAUUGGAGCCUGAAUACAUUUGGCCUCUGUCCCUUUGUACAUCGUCGUCAGGAAAAUGUCACGUUUGCGACAGCGAUUCGUGCAUUUGUCGCGUCCCGGCCGACAAAGAAAUGUCGAGCACAGCUACAGGUUCCAGAAACUUGACCAGUAGGGAAGCCCAAACCAGCAAAACGUCCCAAUUAAUAAACAAAUCUUCAAGAUCCGAAAGUUCGGUGUUUGUGCCUGGCAAAGGUGGCACAGCGUUCAUCGUACAGUGCAGCAAUGAAAACGUGUCGCCUAAAACAAACGAUCACCAAUACGAGGAACGAUGGCUGUAUAAUUACCUGACGGCAAAUAUGUCAAGUCUAAGAGAGAUUUACCAAACUUACGCCGAGGCGUUUUCCUCGGCCCCGCCUAAAUGCGAUCUUUGCAUGAGCAGACUUGCACUUUGGCAAUUGUGGAGGGACUGUGGCAUUCAUGAUAAGGGAAUCAGCCUUGUGCAGAUCGACUGUUAUAUUGCCUUCAACAAGUCGACGUUUGUUGAGGAGAAGCAUAACCCUUUCGAAAAACUCGAAAUUUGGCAAUUCAUCCACGCAUUGCUAGAAGUGGCUUGGCAUAUAUACACGAAAUAUAUGGAUUCCGAGACAGAAAAUAUUCGCGGACGCCUGGCAGGUGGUCUUCACAAGCUCUUGACAAUUGACAUCCUUCCAAAUUUCGGAAAUCACGUCGGAACUCUUACGAGUGUUAAUCGUAAUUUAUUACCACUAUACGCAGUUUUCCGGUUGUACGAGUCAAUAGGAAAUCCUCACACCGUUUUACAGUUUCUUCGUUCCACGUGUAUUAUAAAAGGAACUUCCGACCCGGAACCAAAGUCAUGGGCACCAAAAAUUACGACUUUUCCGGAUUUUCUUCUGGAUGGCAGAAACGUCGUAACGGUUGGCGAAAGAGUCAGUUAUUUGCCGAAAGAAGCACCUUUCAAUGUGCCAAAAGUUCCUAAACCUGUCGAAAAGAAAGACCAGGACCGUUUAGCGCAGGAAUUAUUCGCCUUGCGGUGGCUGGGAGCUCCAAGAAUGGUUGAGGUCAUAGCCCACGUGUGUCCUUCGAUUAAAGAUCCACAGAGCGGCAUUAUUGUUAAUAUAUCGUACGAGCUCACGUUCCUGGAAUUUUACGAGAUCAUUUUGGAAGCCAGCAGACGUUUUCUAUACGCAAGAAGAAUUGAAGAAAUGAAAAUUGAAAAACAAGCAGAAGCUUCUGCACCUGACACCGCCCUCGACGAAAAUACAACAAAUGGAAUCCUCCAAGGAAAUUCCAAUCAACAUUCGGCAGCGUCGAAACGUUCAAGACCUAAAAAGAAGUUUCAAUAA
Messenger RNA from Orussus abietinus, 1767 nucleotides. RefSeq names its product radial spoke head 10 homolog B-like. Bases 1 to 1767 code for a protein of 588 amino acids. Lineage: Eukaryota; Metazoa; Arthropoda; Insecta; Hymenoptera; Orussidae. The transcript is spliced from 10 exons. The record is from RefSeq and is a predicted model, not a curated record.